GUGACAGGACACACAACACGGUCCUUGCAUGGACUGUACUGAGGUGUUACUAGGUAAGCAAAAAAGCUUAAUGGAAAGGUUAUUUUUUUCUUUAAAGAUUGUUGUGGUUACAGUUGUACAUACAUGCUGAACAAAAUAUCUUUUAAAUGUACCUAAUAUUUUAGAAUAUUAUUGCAGAAAUCGAGAAGCAUGGAACCAAAGUUGACUGCCAACGGGACUUACACCAUCAAUGAAAUACAUCCCUGCUAUGAAUCAGAUAAUACAAAUUACGUAUUGACAAGUAACCCUUCCAUAAUAUGUCUAUCAGUAUAUAUUUUCCUUGGCUCAUUGUCUGUUGUCACAAUAUGUGGAAAUCUUCUUGUAAUAAUCUCCAUCAUUUAUUUCAAACAGCUCCACACUCCUACCAACUACUUCAUCCUGUCUCUGGCUGUGGCUGACCUGCUUGUAGGAGUUGUAGUUUUUCCUUUCAGCAUGUCAUUCUCUGUAACCUCAUGUCUGUUUAAUGAGAAUUUAUUUUGUAAAAUACGAGAUGGCUUCGAUAUAUCACUGUGCACAUCUUCUAUUCUGAACUUGUGUUGUAUUUCCAUAGACAGAUAUUAUGCAGUGUGUCAGCCUCUGGCAUACAGAACUAAGAUAAAUGUUCAUGUAACUGUGAUAAUGAUCCUGGUGAGCUGGAGUGUUUCUGUUCUAGUUGCAAUUGGCAUCAUAAUUGGAGGAUUCAGUCAAGGAUCAUGUGAAGAAAUGUGCUCAGUUCAUAUUGUAAUAUCAAACACUAUGGGGCCUGUUUUUUCAUUUUACCUCCCAGCAAUUAUAAUGCUCUGUAUCUAUCUGAAGAUUUUUCUUGUUGCUCAGAAACAGGUGAACAGCAUCCAGAGCACAAAGUCUGGUGCAACUGUCAGUAAGAUGGAGAGAAAGGCCACCAAAACUCUCACUAUAGUUAUGGGAGUUUUUCUCUUAUGUAUGACUCCUCACUUUCUUUAUCUUGUUUUUCUGCCAUUAGCUCAUGAAACCCCUCCACUUCCUAUGAUUGAAACACUUAACUGGCUUGCACUGUCAAAUUCCAUGCUGAAUCCCUUUAUAUAUGCUUUCUUUUACAGCUGGUUUCGGUCAGCCUUUAAAAUGAUCAUUUCUGGAAAAAUAUUUCAAUGUGACUUUGCUAACUCAAGACUGUUCUGAUUAUUAUUAUUUUUUUUUUUUACAAAUUUUGAAACAAUCUCAAUUUAUUACUGAAGCCUCUAUAUUACCUACCUUAAUCUAGAGUUUAAAUUUUAACAUGCCAAUAAACAUUUCAAUGCUAAAAUAUGAAUUUCUAUGCCUAUACUUUGUGUGCGUUUUUAUAUAGCCAAUAUAAAUAACAAUUAGAAUUGUUACAAUUACAAUGCAGUGUUAGAAGAUUUUACAAGAAUACUUAAACAACAGUAACUAAAAAGCUAAAAAACAUUGCUAAAUCACAAGGCUACAAAAGGAGGAAAUUAAUAGUUUGGACUGAAAUUCAUUACAUCAUUACUUUUUAAUAAAAGGUUUGUUUCGAAAGGUUUUUGUGAUUGAUGGUGCAACCAUCAUACUGGUUUACAUAGUAUACCAUAUAAUCCUCAAACAGAUAGGUAUUAUUAGAUAACUAUUAGAUUUUAAGUUUGUGUCGCUCGAGUGGCAACCUGUUGAAACAGCUUGCAUUACUUUCUGUGUCUGUGUAAUUCAGUAACAAAUAUCAUUAUAUCACUAAUAUGGUUUACUGAAGCCAUCAUGCUUGACUUUGCACAACUGAAAAACAUAAAAGAUUCCUUCCACACAUGAUCACCAUUUUUCAAGUCCGUCUUAACACAAAAAUAAAAGGCCUGUAUGUUAUUUGAAAGUGAUAUUGGUUGCUGUAUCAUUUCGCCUCUCUCUGCUGUCUGUGUAGUAUGUUCUACAUGGCCAAAAUCCAUAAUUGCUGCAACACUGUACUCUAAAGUACAUUUAGCCCCCUGUACUGUACAAUGAAUCCAAACAGUGAACACAAUAACUGGAGGAAGUUUGGGUAAAAUUUGAGAUUUGGAUUAAUUCUGAGCAUUUUAUUUCCUGUGAAUGAUAUGAGUUUUCCUGAUAUUUUUAGGAACAUUUUAUGCAAUUAUCUGUUGUCAUGUAUUUUCUUAGAUUUUAACAUAUAUAUAUCAUAUAUCAUAAAUACUUAAUAGACUUCUUUUUGACAAAUUCUUUGUUUUCUUCUCAUUGUUCUCUUAGCUCUUUGGUUGUUUUAACUGUUUCUCAGAGAGUGAAGGCUCUGUGACUAUAGCUUGUGUUCAGAUCAAACUAUUUCAUUUAGUUUUAUUGACAUAAAUUAAUGAAAUGCUGAGAUAUAGACCUACUGUAUAUAUUUUUAAAGUCAAAAUAACAGGGCCUCGUAACCCCCUGUGAAGCUUUGGUGACCCAUAGUGGGGGUCCCGAUCCCCAGGUUGGUGACCAGAAACUGCUAUAAACUAACCAACUGAAAGCCUUAUCUUGAGGCUUUCUUUGUUGUGGACUACUGUAGAAACAUGGUGGACUCCAUGGAAGAGGACCCGUUCCCUCUUUAGAUAAAACAGCUCAUUCUAAGGUUACAAAACAUAACGAUUCUUAUUUUCAGGUGAUUAUACACUAAUGAAAAUAUACCUUUUAAUAUCAUGUUCCAUUUUUGCCAAUAGAUCCUCCUUAAAUGUUACACA
Messenger RNA from Dicentrarchus labrax (European seabass), 2681 nucleotides. Its product is annotated as trace amine-associated receptor 1-like. Gene Ontology annotation, cellular component: membrane. Gene Ontology annotation, molecular function: trace-amine receptor activity. Lineage: Eukaryota; Metazoa; Chordata; Actinopteri; Moronidae. Bases 190 to 1176 code for a protein of 328 amino acids. The record is from RefSeq and is a predicted model, not a curated record. The transcript has 2 exons. Gene Ontology annotation, biological process: G protein-coupled receptor signaling pathway.